GCUCAGUGUCGUUUUAGCCACAGAGUACGUCGGUCGAAAUGAGCAUACAAAACGAGAUCAACGCGAAAGUUUUGGCUAAAGAUAAACACCGCAACUAGAGGAGCGCAAACAAACGGGCAAAAGCAAAUGUUUGACUCAUCGUAAUUAGAUAAUUAUACCAUAAUGGACGCAGUGCAGCAGCAAACAAACACCAGCAGCAACAUCGACAGCGCCAAAUGCCAGAAGCUCAAGAGAUUCGUGAUCGUCGGCCUGCUGAUCACCAUUGGCAUCUUGAGUUGGCACUUCUACGAGUACUUCCACAGCAAGCCGCUGCCCCGAACGCCGGACGACGUCUUGACCCUCUCCAAGAACCUCUACGCGGAGGAGACUGAGGUCAGUCCGUACCUGUACAAGGUGAAUCUCCAGGGGAAGACCACGUCCGGUGCCCACGAUGACCGAGCCCCCAAGAAUCUCUUUGAACUGCACCAGGAUAUGCUGGCCAGAGAUGCCAACUCCACCACCGCCUUACUCAUGCGACUCUUCGACAACUAUGAGUUGGAUGUGGCCGUGGCCGAGCAUCCAACUCCGGAGCAUGUGCAGGAGCAGCACGAUUUCCUGAGGACAGUGAUGAACACACGAGUAAUGAAGCUGACGAUGCGAUAUUUGGUCAAGAAGGACAUUGUGAGCAUAGAGUACGACGAUCAGUUGCGUCUCCUCCAGGAACUUUGGUUCACUCCGUACUCCAGAGGUCGUGGCAUCGUGGGCAGCUCCAGCUUUGAGCACGUUUUCAUGGCCGAAAUCCGAGACCAGAAGGUCCUGGGCCUGCAUAAUUGGCUCUACUUUGCUGAUCAAGAGCAGCGUGGCAAUGUGGACUACAAGGGAUGGUUGAGCCAUAAGGAAAUGGGAAAGCACAACCAAAUGCUGCUGAGUUUGCGGCAUACGUUCCACAACAUAAGGAAACCUGUCAAUGGCUUCUUUGUGGGCACCUCACCCGAGCUGGAGAUGAGUCUGUACACCGCCUGCUUCCUGACCACGGCGGAGGCGGAACCCUGCCAGAUCCAGCUGGGCCACGCCACCGCCUCGAUUGUGUCCCAUGGAUGGAACUGGAACGGCAUGCGCCUGAUAGCCACCGCCUAUCCCGACAGCUCCUAGAUCAUCGCCCUCGCCCUCCACCAUCUUACGCAAACUCAAUUAAAUUGGCUACAUUCGUGUCGCAAAGCUACCUCAUCAGAAAAGGCAAAACACUAACCUCCAAACUCAAAGUCAAGUUCAUUUUAUUUUGGCACUUUAUGAGUGCUUGGCCCAGUUGUCGGUGGCAAUUGGCAAGCACGUCAGUCAGGACAUUAAGAACAUCCGUCUGCCUAUCAUUUAAGUUGUUUUGACAGCAUUGCGUGGCUCAAGGAAUUUGCUCUUACAUCAUGAAGUUGUUUAUUAGUUCUAACAUUAAUAGUUAUUACUGGCGGACGUUAAGCAAGUGGAAAAGUCAAUUAUAAUGAAAGAGAGUAAAAGUGAUUGCGACGCUUAA
Molecule: messenger RNA, 1504 nt
Organism: Drosophila elegans
Lineage: Eukaryota; Metazoa; Arthropoda; Insecta; Diptera; Drosophilidae
Product: poly(U)-specific endoribonuclease homolog
Exons: 5
Coding region: 163-1131 (322 amino acids)
Molecular function (GO): RNA endonuclease activity
Source: RefSeq, a predicted model, not a curated record